AACCAGGAUGACGAGUGACCGUGCGCAGAGCCUCAGAAACAUCGUCGGAAAAACAAACCUUGGUCUCAAAUUCUGAAAUUCCUCUCUGAUAUGUCCAUCUCCAUGUUGAAAGUGUAAGAGAGAUUUGAAGUUUGCUUGCGUGCAGCUCUAGGAGGGAUCUGGGCUCCAUAGUGACACAGCUGUUACAGUUUUAAGGGAAUCCCUGUGUUCAGUGCCCAGCACUGACUUUCUUGAAAGGCACAUUAAAGGAAUGUUAAAAUGGCCAACAAGGGGAAACGUUUUCAGCUUCUGUCAAAAGUAUUUGUUCUGCUAAACUUUAUGACACUGCAGGUCCAUACCAUAGAAACAGUGAACCUCGUGGACUUCUGUGGGCAGACCAUCCGGAGGGAUGGGAUGAUCGUCAACUCUCACCGUGAGUCGCGCAAGUACUACUUUGUCACCAUGGGAACGGACUGCCACCUCACCAUGCAGGCCACCUCACCCAAGGACAAAGUGCAGUUCUACUUCCGCUUCUUCCUGGUGUACAGCUUGCUGCGGGUCAACCAGCCCACCACCCAACCACAGCCCAGCCCCAGCAUGGCCCCUCUCUCCGCAAACCCCAGCAAGAGGCCUCCCACCUUGCCCACCCCAGCGGAGGAGGCCGCAGACCCAUGUUACCUUGGUUCUUAUGUGCAAUUCUACGACGGGAAAGACAGGAACGCGCAGCCUAUCGGCGCUCCUCUGUGUGGUAAAAGCCUCCCCAGGCCCAUUUUGUCCACUGGGAACUAUCUGACACUCAGGCUUGUGACACGGGGACAGCAACCAAGGGUGGACUUUGUGGGCGAUUUUACGUCAUUUAGGCUAGGGUUUAACCAGUCCGAGUGCAGUGGCGAGCCUUAUUUCCCGUGCCACAAUGGGAAAUGCAUACCAAUGAGUCUGGUUUGUGAUGGUAAAGAUCUAGAUAACUGUGGAGAUGGCAGUGACCAGUCAUCUCUCCCGCCAGCUAAAUGCAAAGGUACCUUCUCCGCAGCCCCUGAGAAACUUGAUGCAAUGACCAGAACCCCGCCCUCCUCUGCCUCCCACUUCUCUUCCCCCACCAGCCAGACCUGCAGCACCCCAUCUCACGGCAACAUGCCCCAGCCCGAUACCAUCACAGAUAAUAAGAGGCAUGUGUCUCUGCUGGCCCUCUACAUCGCUCUGGGGGUGAUCGGGGGCGGGUUGCUGCUCUUCUGGUGCUGCUGGUCUCCUGGCUGGUUUGUGUGGAGAGUGAGCGCGUGCAGACUCAUGCCAUGCUGUAACUCCUUCUGCGCCUCCUGUCAGCUCUGCACACGAAGCUGCUCACGCAAGGACCACCGCCUGGCCAAAGUAACACCACAGAGCACUGCCACCAUCGCCAUGUAACACCAGCAGGCCCUCUGCAGGGAAUAAGAACCAACACAAUGCCUGUACCUCCAGGAGUGUAGUGCAGCAAACACACACUACUGUUUUUAUGAAGCAAUACUAAUAAACUGGAAGCUUUGUCCUUCAAAUUGUUAAAGAAAUAAACAAUUACAACUCAAAACUAUCAGAAUUGUAUUGUACUAUACUAUUAGAAAUGUAUUCCAAAGAGCUGAGAAGGCUCCUGAAAUGUAAACAGUAACCAGUCUUGAAUAUUUCCACUUACACCUGAAGAUGAGUCUGAGGACUUGAAAUAGUGUUUGUACACCACAGUUAAUCUUAUAAAAAAACAGUAUCAACUAAUCACUAUUAAUUUAAUAUUAUAUUUGCUAUACAGGUCCCAAAAAUGUGCAGUUUAGAAAGCAAACACGCAUUUUAAUUUUUAAACAUAUAUGUGAUAUCUGUUUGACUAAGCAAACUUUCUUUAACCUAGUGCAGUACCCAAUACAUUUAAAAAAAGCAUGUCUGCUGUUCCAUGUAUUUCAACCUCACAUUUGAGACCUAUAUAUUGAAUAUUUUAUUUAAAUAUGAGGAUUUAACUUGAUUGAAUAUCACACAUACAAUAGGGAAUUAACUUGGUGCAUUUAUUAACUGUGACCCUAACACUGGAUAACAGUCAUAUCUGGACAAGCAGAACAACAUGUGAACUUUUCACACCAAUCGUAAUGCUUUUCCUUUGGUGCAUUUCAUACAAUACUUUCCCAGUGACAUACACACCAAAGGUAUCACUGACGAGAUGCAACAUUCACUAUAACACAAGUGGUAUUUUGUUUUUCUGUAAGCACUUACUAUAGGCUGCGGAGUAUCUUUCAGCCAAGCAGAACACUAGUUCUUCCUGCGGACACAUCACCAACAAACCCCAUUCAUGACAUCAACCGUGCUAUACUGACUUUCCACUGUGCGUUAGUUGCAAUACAGGCACAGCUAAAGUCACCUGCUUAAAAACUAAAACAAAACCUUUUGGCACCUUGUUAACUGUAAAGGCCAUUUAAAUCAUAACCUUUCUUUAUGGUUAGAACACUUCUAGUCGGAUUUUGUAAUGCCCGUAUUAACAGUUGUGUGCAAUAGAGCUUGUGGACAGCGACCAUCUGUGUGGGUUAUAUCAACUCGCAGCACACAAGCCCAUCUACAUGACAUCAACAUAAGACGUUUGUCUUUGAAGCAUAUGGAUCAUAGUCCAGCCCUUGCUUUUCUAUUCAAUUCAAUGGUGGAAAUGCCUGUUCAUUACACUGGUACCCUAUGGGAAAGCAUACUGAUGCCUGUGGUCUAAGCAGGUAAUUCAAUAUCCGUGUUCUUUGCAUUAUUUUAAGCGACAGCAUGUGUGCUGGCUUGUGCGGCGCAAUUCUCUGGAUCUUGGGGGACGGCGAGCAUGACGUUGAAAUUCCCAGAGCCUCGGUGAACAGUAGUGUCCUGAAAAAUUAAAGUUUCAGAUUAUGGAAAUCCAGUUAUUUGCUGUUGAUUUGAUUUUUUUCACUGGACCCUUGUACAGCCCCAGUAUGACCUGGGUUAACAGUAUUGUACUGAAAGAUAAAACCAGUUUGACGGAAUAAGGAGGGGGGGAAUAUUUGUAAAUGCACUCAUUCAUACCAGCUAUAUCCUACAGCUUAGAAACACUUCAUUUAACUGGGAAUAUACUUAAAAACAAACAUUUCAAACGGCUUUCAACUCUUCAACUUGUUUGUAGUGUAUACCGGUAAUGCAUUAAUGACCUGUUGGAAUGUCUUCUUUAGUAAAGGAGAGGCCCUCUUCAAACAGCUGUUCAGCAUGCUGUUUAACACGAGCUGUGAUAAAUAUUAAAAGAUGCUAUUGUUUAAAGGGGGCACUUGUGUUACAAAAACUGAUGCAAGUUAGGGAAAAAUGACCUUCAAGUAAGAAAAAUUGGACAAGUGGACUUACAUACAUUUCUAAGAUCAUUGGAAUGUAUUCUAAUGUUGUAUUUUACUGUACACGUCAAUAUUGGUUCGAGGUAAGAAACUAAAUAUUGUGUAAUAUUAAACUACCAGAUUGAUCACUGCAUUAUUAUUGUGCUGUUUGAAUUGAUUGUGCUACUAUAAAAUAUUUUCUUUUUAUUAAAAAAAAAGUGCUUUACAAAACUAGUUCUAUUUUGUGGGAGGGAAAAGAGGGGUGAAAUUGAGAAAUAAUCCCAAAUCAUCCAGAACUUUAAAAAUACUAAAAGAAACUUAAAUCCAACGAAAGGCGUUUUUCAAUGUCUUUAACUGUAAUUUGUUUUAUAUGUCUAUUGCCAUCACUUUGGAAUAUGUUUUAGUUUUCCCAUAGGGAUAGAACUACAACAUAAAAGACUGAAUGAAUGUAGUGUGCUGUGUGGUCUUUAAAAUUACAACAUACUUUUAAAAAGUAUAGUACAGUUGUAAAUGUCAUCAUGUACCAGUAACUGAGUCAUUCUUGCAUGAGAAACAUGUCAUUAUUUUCAGGUAAAUAAAGUUUCUUAGCCACUUUGAACAGUAAUACAUUUGGAACAGACUUCUGCACAGAAAAAUGUCACUGGACCAAAGAGAACUCUGUGAAUAGCAGCCCUUAACCCUAAAAUGCUUUGCUCAGCUGUUUAUGUUCAUGUGACCUCAUAGAUUUUAGCAUAUCAGAUGAGCAGUUUUAAGAGGGGCGUUUAUGAGUCUUGCACAUGAUAUACGGUGGUGCGAAAUGCACAGGAUGCGCGUUCUAUUCACAACAUUACGGUAUAAAAAGUUAUGGUUGGGGUCCCCGGGUGGUUCAUCCAGUUGAAGCGCUGCCGCUGGGAGCGCAGGAUGAGUCACACAGCUUGGAUGGUGCUGGUUCACGUCCGGGCUGUGCAAAGAGGCCGAAUUUUGCAGGGGACUCUGAAUGGGUCGUCACAUUGGCUCCAACGCUCCCUGGGUGGGGGAUGGGAAACCAGCAGGGACUCUUUCUCCUUAUCGUGCAACAGCGAACCC
Molecule: messenger RNA, 4343 nt
Organism: Polyodon spathula (Mississippi paddlefish)
Lineage: Eukaryota; Metazoa; Chordata; Actinopteri; Acipenseriformes; Polyodontidae
Product: low-density lipoprotein receptor class A domain-containing protein 2-like
Exons: 5
Coding region: 259-1380 (373 amino acids)
Molecular function (GO): protein binding
Source: RefSeq, a predicted model, not a curated record